AGCAGGGAGCUAUUUACAGCAUCAGUUUAUCACAGCAUCAGUUGCCUUCGCAUACUUGUCGUUUAUUAAAGAAGAAAACCCAGCUGACAGUCUUUCUCAUGUGCACUUCUCAGUUCCGCACGGGAUUUUAAGGUGUCUUGAUCACAUCGGACGUAGGAAGUGUUGUGCCCACAUGGGCAGUGUCCUAGCUUUGUCUUCUGGUCCAGGCCAUCAGAACUGGCCUUUCUCCACGGACCCCUCUCCUUCUCGCUGGGACAACCAUCCUGCUCACUGGGACAGUCCGCCACGCUGGGAGAGGAGAGAUGGCCGCUUACCCAACCCAGGCAGCUUUCACUCCCUCCACAGGAGCUGCAAAGAUGUUUUUCCUCAACAGAUUGAGGGUGUUAAGAUGAUCAUCAAUAAAACUCUGAGCAGCUUCUUCAAGGUCAGUCAUACUCUGCAUCUCAGUGCUGUUUGUCCUUCAUACUACCGAUUCCACGUGGAGCAUCUGCAGUCUGACGAUUACAGCAAAGACAAGGAUGCCCCAGCAUUGAUCGGUGAAAUGGACUCUUCUGGUAGUCUGAACGCUCACGCUCUGUUGCAUCUCUCUGAGCGUGUACGAGCCAGAACAGUGUUCCAGACUCAGCAGUCCCAGUUUGUAACAUGGCAGUUUGAGACUGAGUACAGAGGGAACGACUUCACCGCUGCUGUGACAGUAGCCAACCCAGAUGUCCUCAGAGAGUCAGUUAUCCUUGUGGCACACUUCCUGCAGAGUGUGUCUUCUGGACUGGUUUUAGGAGGGGAGCUCGUCUACCAUCGAGGAAGAGCAGAGGAAGGAGGAAUUCUUACUUUGGCUGGACAGUACUCACGACCAAACUGGGUGGCAACGCUGAAUGCCGGGAAAGGAGGCGCCCAUGCUAGCUACUAUCACAGAGCCAACAAACAGAUCCAAGUUGGAGUGGAGUUUGAAGCCAGUACCAGGACGCAGGAGACCACAACCUCAUUCGGGUAUCAGAUGGAGCUCCCAGAGGCCAACAUGGUCUUUCGAGGUAUGAUAAACAGUCGGUGUAUAAUAGGAGGUGUGUUGGAGAAGCGCCUGACCCCACUCCCCGCUACCCUGAUUAUGGGCGCCUUUGUAAAUCACAGAGGUGACAAGCUGCAAGUGGGACUAGGUGUCCAUGUGGGAUAAUCUUCCACUAACCCCUGCUGCCAUUACAACUCACUGUCAGGACCACCGUCCAGAGACCUGUUUCAGAGGCUUCAUAAUGACCUGCUCUUCCAAGGUUUGUCAGCCUCAGUAAAACUCUUGGAACCAUCUCAGUAAAGGGGAAUUUUUUUUGGGUGUUGAAGCCCAAAAUGUUUCUUUAAAUCGAUGCAUCUUAUCUUGCAACCUACCUCUCAAAAUGGAGGUGAUGUUUUCUGAUUGGGUGACAAUAGGAUUACACAGGAAGAUUGGAUUAACAUUUUGAGGGGAUCAACAUAUGUGACUUGAUAUAAAUUCCUGUCUCCCUGAAACCAGACUGCAAGUCACCUUCAGGAUAAAGGACACAGAAAGGAUUAGUGGCACACUGUACUGUAAACUGCAAAUAAAUUAAAGUUUUAUACUGUAGGUAGACACAAAGAAACUUUAUGGAUAUAGAUUGCAUUAAAAGAUAGUAGUUUUUUAUUUCAUUUUUAGCCCAUUAACUAGAAUUUAUGUAUACCUGACCUGUCUGCCGACUAUAUCAACAAGUUCACUGUUGUUUGUAAAACUAAUACAUGAUUUGUCCCAUCUUCCACACAGCCAUUGGUUUACAUUUGUGCCAGUAUCAUUUGAAAAUCAACUUGUACAAACAGCAUAGCUUGAAUACGUUGCUGCCCGCAGCAUUACCACAUGAUACUGACAAAGAAAAAAAUUAAGCUGAUUAAAUGUUCACUGAUUAAUUAUCUCAAGCCAGUUCCUAUGAGAUGAUUUUCACCGACUAAUGCUGAGAGGAUAACUCUAGAAACAAAGUGGUCAGCAGUAAUGUCAGCUCUGUGUGAGUUUUAGUAAAUGGUUGAAAAACAUGCUAAAACACUAGUAUGAUCACUAAAAUUGUGUGUGUAUGUGUGUGUGUUUGAUUGUGUGUUUGAUUGUCAUCUUUUUUUGCCAGCAUAUUAAAAGUGUGUGAGAGUACCACACGCAAACAAAUCCCCAGUUCACUCGUAAGACAAAAGGUGCUCCACCAUAUAUACUAACCCCAGCUGAGGGAUGUGUGAGUGGCUAUGCACUAACUCUGCUGAGCCAUUACUGUACUGUAUGUAUAUAGAUGAAGGCAUGUGGAAACACUGACUUGUAUGCAACUUGCACUACCCACGCUGCUUCUGGGCAUUUGUCCUGUUAAACAUAAGAAAUGUUGCAUAUGUAUUAUUUCUACAUUAUGUCAUAUAAGCCUGGAGAGAAGUGGAAGGGAAUGACUGUC
Molecule: messenger RNA, 2420 nt
Organism: Seriola dumerili (greater amberjack)
Lineage: Eukaryota; Metazoa; Chordata; Actinopteri; Carangiformes; Carangidae
Product: mitochondrial import receptor subunit TOM40B-like
Exons: 10
Coding region: 173-1168 (331 amino acids)
Biological process (GO): protein import into mitochondrial matrix
Cellular component (GO): mitochondrial outer membrane; mitochondrial outer membrane translocase complex
Molecular function (GO): transmembrane protein transporter activity
Source: RefSeq, a predicted model, not a curated record